AUGCAUCUUUUCACCCUCCUCGCCCUCCCACCCCUCCUGCUCCUAACCCGCUACCUCUUUUCUCUCAUAUACACAACCUACACGCACCGCCCCCUCCUCUCCAUCCCAGGCCCGCUACCAACCCGCUUCACACGCCUCUGGUACUUCACCCGCUUAUGGGCAGGCCACUUCGAGAACGACAAUAUCGCCCUGCACAAACAGUACGGGCCCAUCGUGCGCAUCGCCCCAGACCAUUAUAGCAUCGAUGUCAGUGACCGCGCGGCAAUCAAAACGAUCUAUGGUCCUGGCACGCGCUUCGCGAAAGCAGCUUGGUAUGAGGGGUGGAAACAUCCUGAUCCGGACCGCUGGACGCUGUUUCCGGAUCGGGAUAUUAGACGGCAUGGCGAGACAAGAAAACGCUUCGCAGCGCUCUACUCCAUGAGCUCGCUAGUGCACUACGAGGCCUUCGUGGACUCAUCCGCAGACGUAUUCACGACCCGCCUUGCACAAUUCGCAGACACCAAUGCAACAUUCAAUCUAGGCGCGUGGUUCCAGUUCUACGCGUUUGAUGUCAUCGGGCAGAUUACGUACGGGGAGCGCUUUGGUACAUACCUCUCUACCUUCCAUUCUCUCCAAAAUGUGAUAGCGUGUGCUGAUGUACGUGGCGUGAUAGGCUUCCUAGACAAAGGCACCGACAUCGACGGGACGAUCGCGGCGCUGCAGAACCUCAUGACGUACAGCUCGCUUAUCGGGAUUUACCACGAGUGGCAUGCAACCCUCUUCGGUCCGCUAAGUCGGUUCUCCUGGUCUGGCGCCGGCGGCCGCGCGUAUAUAAUGCGGUAUGUGAGCGAGAAGAUCGCGCGGUAUAGCGCACGCACACCCAAGGAAAGAGACGUCGAGAACAAACAGCUGAAGACCCAGAAUUUCCUCGAGAAAAUGAUUCUCGCACGCGAUAAGGAUCCCGAGAAGGUCACGGACUACCAUGUUUUCAUGAUGGGGUUGAGCAAUGUCAUUGCGGGGUCGGAUACCACGGCGAUUAGUCUGUCUGCGAUCAUGUACCAUCUCCUUCGGAACCUGGGUGUUCUGCAGAAAUUGCAGAGGGAGAUUGAUACUUUCACGGAGCAGGGGAAAUGUAGCGCCCGCGUGACGUUCAAGGAGAGUCAGGAUAUGCCGUAUUUCCAGGCUGUGAUCAAGGAGGCCCUGCGCAUGCACAGUGCGACCGGGUUACCCUUUUGGCGUGUUGUUCCUGAGGGGGGUGCCGAGAUUGCGGGACGGUUCUUUCCAGCGGGCGCCGUUGUGGGCGUUAAUGCGUGGGUGGCACAUUAUGAUGAAGAUGUGUUCGAGGAUCCGCAUGUCUUCAGGCCGGAGCGGUGGAUUGAGGCGGAGUGUGGACUUGAUGCUGAAAAGGCAAGGGUUAUGAAUGAGAUGUAUAUGCCGUUCGGUCUCGGCUCGCGCACGUGUCUGGGGAAGCAUAUUUCGAUCCUGGAGAUGUCGAAGCUCAUUCCAAGGAUUCUGCGCGAGUUUGAGUUUACGGCUGAAAGGAGAGAAUGGAAGACGGAGAACCAUUGGUUUGUGAAGCCGGUUGAUUUUGAGGUUAGGGUCAGGCGCAGGGAGAAGGUCUGA
Messenger RNA from Aspergillus mulundensis, 1602 nucleotides. Its product is annotated as cytochrome P450. Gene Ontology annotation, molecular function: oxidoreductase activity, acting on paired donors, with incorporation or reduction of molecular oxygen; monooxygenase activity; heme binding. The record is from RefSeq and is a predicted model, not a curated record. The transcript has 3 exons. The coding region runs from base 1 to 1602 and encodes 533 amino acids. NCBI's taxonomy places the organism in Eukaryota, Fungi, Ascomycota, Eurotiomycetes, Eurotiales, Aspergillaceae.